Messenger RNA from Tuber aestivum (summer truffle), 2919 nucleotides. The record is from the annotation of a GenBank genome assembly. NCBI's taxonomy places the organism in Eukaryota, Fungi, Ascomycota, Pezizomycetes, Pezizales, Tuberaceae.
GCUUUACCAUUGGAGCAAAGGGCAACAAAACGACCCAUUUGACCACAGAAUUGAAUUUGAUCCCCCUUGUGGGCAUAAGACAUCCCCAUCCCAUUGUUCGGGGAUUAAUUAAGGCGGAUUCUGGCUCUCAUCGGUUACCUACCAUCCUCAAUCCUAGCUGUGUUGCAAGGGAUCCGGCGAAUAUUUUUUCAAUUCCCCGCAAGUAACCAUUGUUCCGGAAAUGUGGGAAACCUUCCUGGUCACCAGAUAAGACACGAGUCCACUCCUUGCGAUAGCUGAUCAAAGUUAGAGUAGCGAGGGAUUCAAAGGCGAGGCGAGGCCUAUUGUGCUUGGAGAAUUUCUGUCACCCCUGUUCAUUCACCCCGCCCUGCGACUGGGAUUUUGUUCGCGCUUGGCAUGGAAAUUGCCUUCGGCUAAAAACAUUCUGCUAACCGUUUCUGAAUACAUCAGAAGAUGAAAGGAUACCUCAUUGUGGUCACGAAACCACCGUACCGGGGUAUUUCCAAAGGAGAGGAAAAUAAACAUGGAUUGGCCAUGGGAGAUAGAGGUCACUAUUCGGCUACCUCCAUUCAGAGACCCCCUCCUUUCCCUCCUCCCGCCUCUGAGAUCCAGUUGGGCUAAGUGGUCGAAGGGCCGUUGGUUUCAUGCCCUUGGUAGGCAAUAUGCGUGGUGCCGUGCGGGAUAUUUGGCUAUGAUACUUAUCGGUGUGAUAAUAUGAUAACCCACAUAGACCAGAAAGUGAACUAGGGUUUGGUGCCGGGGAAAACGUGAGACGUGACACAACAGUACUAUCAGCCUGUUAAUGAAGACUUGGUUAUAAAGACUCGAAAACCCCGCUGCGCGCCGCAUGUUCUUUCUCCAUCCUUUCUUAGUGCGCCCGAUACCCGAUUCAUCUAUACACUUUGGGCUGAGCAGACUCUUGAUUCCAGAAUAGGAGUUAGGAAGGUCCCUUGCACGAAUUAUUCACCAUGGUGUACAGGGUGAAGAACAUCUAUGCCAUUUGCGCUUUCGCAGCCAUUGGCGGUGGCCUUUUCGGCUUCGACAUCAGUUCCAUGGCUGGUGUUCUUGGAACUAAUGCCUACAAGAACUACUUCGGUAAUCCGCAGGGCGCGAGGGUAGGUUUGUUCUCUUUGGGUUGUUUGUUUAAUUCUGGAGGUCUGACUGUUACAAAUAGCAAGGAGCUAUCACCAGUGCAAUGCCAGCCGGUUCGCUGGCCGGUUCGCUGGUGUCUUCCUAUCUCGGCGAUUACUUUGGUCGUAAACAGGCAAUCCAGAUCGGAGCCAUCAUCUGGAUUCUCGGAUCAAUGUAGGAUUAUCCCAGAGUGAGAUCCCGAGAGAAGGUGCUGAUCGGAGUGGCAGCAUACAAGCAGGUUCCCAAAAUGUUGGCAUGUUAGUAGUCGGCCGAAUUAUCGCUGGAAUUUGUGUCGGGAUUACCUCUACUCUUGUCCCCGUUUACCAAUCCGAGCUUGCACCCAAAGAAAUUCGUGGUCGCAUGGUUUCCCUUCAACAAUGGGCUAUCACAUGGGUAUUCUUUGCCCAUCCCUUCAAAUUUCCCAUAUAUCUAACUCUACUUUCAAGGGUAUCUUGAUCCAAUACUUCGUUCAAUACGGCGCUUCCUUCUACGAAGGCGGUCCCAAGAACCCGAAACAAGGCCCAGCUGCAUUCCGCAUCCCUUGGGGUGUUCAGAUUAUUCCUGCUGCCAUUCUGAUCGGGGGUCUCUUCUUCUUCCCGGAAUCCCCACGUUGGCUAGCUGUUAAAGACAAGUGGGAGCAAGCUCUUCGCGUUCUAGCGGAUGUCCACGGAAACGGAGACCUGAACCACCCGGUCGUGUUGGCAGAGUACCAGGAAAUUGAGGACGUUAUCCGAUUCGAACGUGAAGAGGCGAUUUCAUCAUAUGCCGAACUUGCCAAGCCCAGGAUUCUCAAGCGUGUUAUUCUUGGUAUGAGCAUUCAGAUGUGGUCUCAGCUUUGCGGCAUGAAUGUCAUGAGUAAGCUCUCCUAGAGUGAUCGAAUCGGGCAGGAUGUUCCUGAUGGUCUGAUAGUGUACUACAUCGUCUACGUUAUGGAGGGUGCAGGCAUAACGGACCCUCUCCUUCCCGCCUCCAUCCAAUACAUAAUCAACGUCGUCAUGACCAUUCCCGCUAUCAUCUGGAUGGACCGGUGGGGUCGCCGCCCUACUCUCUUGUUCGGCUCCUUCGCCAUGAUGUCCUUGCUAUUAAUCUCCGGCUCUAUCCAAGGAGCCUUUGGUCAACAUCAACCGGACCCAUCGGAUGCCGUCACCUGGUACAUGGUGAACAAAGAGACCCAAGCCAACGCCGUAGUUGCUUGCUCUUAUCUUUUCGUCGCUACCUUCGCCAUCACUUGGGGGCCCGUUUCUUGGACUAUGCCUGCUGAGGUCUUCCCCAAUAAGGUGCGGGCCAUGGCCGUAUCCCUCUCCACCGCUUCCAAUUGGGCCUGUAAUUGCGGCUUGGCCUUCGCCGUCCCACCUCUACUCAGAACCAUUAAUUGGAGAAUGUACAUGAUUUUCGCCGCCUUUAACGGUGCAGCCUUCGUUCAUAUGUUCUUCACCGCUCCCGAGACAAAGGGUAUUACACUGGAAGAGAUGGACGAUGUCUUUGAUGUUUGUUCCUCCACCACUCGAUUUUUCUCCCAAUGUGUGUUGACUAAUACCCUUUCCCAAGCAGAGCGGCCGCCCACCCUGGAAAACCCGUUCUCUCGUCUCCCGCCUCGACAACCUCCAGAAAGACAUUGCCGCAGGCAACGUCAAAGUCGACAUCGGAGCCGCGACUGGCCUCCGCACAGAGAUCCACCAAGUCGCCUCCAAGGAGUAGUUUUUUUUUCUUGCUUGCAUGUCGACGAUGGGAAGGACAAUUUGUGUAGCAUGUCAUUUCGCCUCUAGCGAUAUUAAUUAUUUUUACAAA